AGGUCCAGCAUCUAUGUAACAUCUUUUGGUUAUACCCAGAGGAUUAUAUUCUAAAUAUUAGGUUUAAUGAUGUUUGUUGUGCCUCUCUUUUUGGGUAAAUUUGGUUGUAACUUGAUUAAAGUAGUCUGGUUACUAAAAAUUUAAGCUGCUUCGUCUGACUCGUUUUGCUAUUUCUGGGUGUACUCUUGAUUUUAGAGUUGCACCGUUUUUUUUAAACCAACUAAAUAUAUUGCGAAGAUGGUCACACUGAAGCCAUUCACGCAUGCGUUACUAUCAACAUGUAUUACAAUUUAGAGAUGUUACUUUCUCCGUGCAUUACACGCUGUGGCUUGCUAUCACUGUGUUCAUCAAUUAAUCAACGCAGGCAAACCUGUAAUAUCAAAAGCGCAGUUUAUCUCAUUGCUAGACCAUGGCCUGUAGUUUGUAGCACCGUGAAGGAAAGAUAAUAAAUAAUCUGUUCCGUGUAGUGUUGGUAACAACAUUUAUACCGCAGUGAAGGCUUAAAAUCUCAGUAUUUGUUUUUGAUUUUUCGAAAUUCAAUCUAGAGCGCCUUUUUUUUCUUCUUAUAAAACUAUUAGUUCCUUUCAUUGAAGGGUUAGGUAUAGUUUGAAAGUGUGCUAUAUUAGGAUUGCGACACAAAGUCGAAAGUAAAACUUUCGGUAUAUAACCAUUAAGAUGGAGGAGGAACCUGAACCAAAUUAUAUAAGAGACCUUAUAGAAGGAAAAACAAAACUUCGAAAACUGCGACCCGCACCACCCAUCGAUCGGUUCAGGAAUGAUCCAUUUAAAAAUAAUCCCCUGAUGACCUAUUGCCUUGAAGAAUUAAAACGAAGAGAAACCAUUGAAAGCCAGUUAUAUUUGGCUGCAAAGAAGAAAAUAAAAACAGCAAGGGAUGCUCUUCCAGUAGUUCCUCAACAUGCACUAACACAAUCUGAGGUUCAUCAGCGCUUGAAACAUGAAGCGUCUAAGAACCGUCCACCACCAUUGACGGCUGAGUGGAAGGAGUGUAUUUUGAACGCAGUACCUAUUCAACUUAGGAAUAAAUUUCCCACAAUAACUGCAGCAUUGCUGGCAGAAGUAGAGGAAUUAUAUGAACGAGACCUGAAACAUCUUUGGAUUAAGAGGACUUUAAAGCAUCUUCCAGCAGAAGAAUUGUCUGUGGUUACAAUGCAUCCAUACAGGGAGGGAAGGACAGAGAAUUACAAAAAGUUUCUGCGGACGGUGCAGUACAUGGACAAGAGACUGUUGUUAACACAUAACCUAAUGAGAAGACUUGUAGACAGGGCAGCAACAUGUGUACCGGAACUGAUCGUUGAUUUCACCAAAUACAGGGAUGUUGGACCAAUAGAGUUAGUGAAAUGGAAAGAAUUAAUGGCUGCAGAUUUGAAGAAAGCGGACGAUGUAAUGGGUAGAGACAUGUUUACCAGAAUAGUGAACUUGUUUCGACAGAAGAAUUGCAUGAAAGGUGUGCGAUGUAAUUUCCAACCACAGUUUCUGAAAUGCGCCACUUUCAUUGUUUCAAAUGAGAUAGCAGCUUGCAUGCUGAGAACCAUUAAGAAUGUAGUUGACGUUACUGCUGACAUGUAUAAAAUCCCAUAUCUGAAAAUUGAUUUGGUGUAUGAAGAAGAGACCGGGAUACAGAUUGUUCCAACAGUGCCAGACAUAAUCGCCGCCUAUCACAAAAUUAUUGAUGAUAUCACAGGUGUUGCUCAGCAGUUGGUUCCAUUAGAAUCUUGGACUGAUGUGGACAUACCACCAGGGUACAUUACCGUUAAAGUCCUUCCGGAACAUACUGAUAGGGCACGACGGAUCAUACAGGAAAAUGUUGAGAAGCUGUACGCACCAGUUGAGGUUUACAGACAAUGCCUUGUGGAGAGAUAUAAGCCACUCUAUGGAACAGAAGUAUCCCACGAAAUAGAGACUGUCUUAAAAUUAAGACACAAAGCAUUUAGAGAUGGGUGCCAGAGAGUAAAAUUCUUCUGUGAAUAUUGUGUUGAAAUUACAGGACUUGUCAACAAUGAGUAUUUUAAUAUUGUAAAGUUGUCUCAGUGCAAGUUGAAAACGUCAUUGAAGAAAGUUGCCACGAGAUAUAUAGAAUGGAUAACCACAGAAUUGGUUCAGAAACAUGAAGAUCUGUGCAAAAGUAUUUGUAAAGAAUUUGAAGACAUUGUUGUCAAAGCAUUAUCAGUGCCCAGAAGUACAGAGGAAUUGGUAGAAAUGGGUCGACACAUGUUGUGUGCCAACACCACAGACAUGGAGAAGAAAAAGGCGGACAUAGCAAUAAUGAUACAUGAGAUGGUGCGGUUGAUGGAUGUGACGUCUCUCACCCAAGGACAUAUUGGUCUCAUUGCAGAAACUAUUUCAUGGGUACAAAAUAUUAAGCCAGUGUUCAGGAAGAACUCUUUGCUGUACGAACAAUACAAAUCUGAAUUUGAGGAGAAUCUGGCUAAGAAAACUGAGAGUCUGAUGAAGGAAAUAGAAGAUGUUUUUCCACGUCUGGCACUUCUUAACAUGAUGGAUCACACAGAAAAUAUCAGAGAAUAUCUUAAUCAUAUCAGAUUGGUUAUUUAUGAUCUUCAGAAACUUGAUGAAACAAUUGAAUGGAUAAACAAGGAAGAAGGUCUUUUCCAGUUCCCAGUUUCAACCUACCCAGAACUGGAUGAGUUGAAGAGUAUUAUCUGUCCAUUUGGAGAGCUGAUUUUCCUUGUCUAUAAGUGGCAAAGAACACAGAAAUUAUGGCUGGAUGGGAAUUUUUAUGAUCUUGUAGCCAGAGAUGUUGAAGAAAAAACAGAUGAGUUUUACAAAGAUGUAAUAAAGGCUCAGGAAAAGCAUCGCUCAAGACUGAGACAGCAAGUAGCAGAGAACUAUCCACAUAGGUUCAAAGGUAAUGUAGAAGAUCCAGACUUCUCUAAUUUGCCUGCCCCAUUGAAGCUCUGCAUAAAGACAAUUGAAAGUAUUAAGGACUUCAGGCAAUAUUUUCCGGUAGUUGGAAUAUUCAGCAAUCCAGCUUUAUGUGAGCGACACUGGAACGAGAUGUCAAAGAUAGUAGGUUUUGAUCUCACUCCAAAUGCUGGAACUACUGCAAACAAAAUAAUUAAUAUGCAUCUUGAGAAAUACCUGGACAGGUUUGAGACAGUGAGCAUUAGUGCAAGCAAAGAAAAGCAGCUACAGGAUAAUUUAUCGCAAAUUUUAACGGAAUGGUCCGAUGUUGCAUUCACAGUCAACAAAUGGAAGGAUACAGACAUCCUAGUCCUGUCUCAUUUAAGUGACAUACAAGCCAUCAUGGAUGACCAUUAUGUCAAAACACUUGCAAUGAGAGGCUCUGCCUUUGUGAAGCCGUGUGAAGCUGAAAUACGAGAAUGGUAUGAAAAGCUGACAAGAAUGAUGAAAACAUUUGAGGAGUGGGGAAGCGUUCAAGCAAAGUGGCUUCAUUUGCUUCCUAUAUUUUCAUCUCAAGAUAUUGUUAGUCAGUUGCCAGAAGAAGGGAAGCUGUUUCAGAAUGUGGAUCAGAGUUACAGGAGGUUAAUGAACUCGUUGCAGAAGGAUUCAAGAGUGGUUGAGACAGCAGGUGCACUCAGUACAUCUGUGAUCCUACAGGAAUGUAUGGCUGAUCUGGAGAAAGUCAGUGAGGGAGUGGCUGCUUACCUAGAAGAGAAGAGACUUGUGUUCCCAAGAUUUUUCUUCCUUUCCAAUGAUGAAUUGUUAGAAAUUUUGUCUGAAACCAAAGACCCACUGAGAGUACAGCCACACAUGAAGAAGUGUUUCGAAGGAAUUGCUAAAGUAGGCUUUGAUCCUGAUCUCAACAUCUGUGCCAUGUUCAGUGGAGAAGGAGAGAUAAUAAACUUUUUGCAACUCAUCUCUGUGGCUGAAGCUAGAGGAAGUGUUGAGAAGUGGCUUAAUCAGGUAGAGGAGCAGAUGGUCGUGUCUCUAAGGAGUGAAAUAGAGAAGAGUUACGAGGCAUACCCUAGAUGCAGCCGUGCCAGCUGGGUUUUGCAAUGGGCAGGCCAGGUUAUGCUGUGUGCUGCAAUGAUCCACUGGACAGAGGAAGUGGAAAAAAUGCUCAGACUAGAACAAGCAGAGAAACUGAGAGAGUAUCACAAACGUUUGCAGAUUCAGUUGCAGGACCUUGUUGUACUUGUGCGUGGAAAAGUUUCCAAACAAUCCCGUAUUGUUUUGGGAGCAUUGAUCAUGUCUGAUGUCCAUGCUAAAGAUGUCAUAGAGGACUUGGUUAAGAAGAAAUUUCAUUCUGAGUUAGCCUUCACAUGGCUGGCUCAGUUACGGUAUUAUUGGGAACAUGGUGUAAAGAUUCGCAACAUCAGUGCAACAAUUAAUUACGCAUACGAAUAUUUGGGUAACACUCCUCGACUAGUCGUUACACCACUGACUGACCGCUGCUACCGUACACUAAUUGGUGCAUAUCAUCUGCAUCUCAGUGGUGCUCCAGAAGGCCCGGCCGGCACAGGCAAGACUGAAACAGUCAAAGAUUUGGCCAAAGUCAUCGCAGUUCGGUGUGUGGUUUUCAAUUGUUCAGAUGGUCUGGAUUAUAUUGCAAUGGGAAAGUUCUUCAAAGGUUUGGCGUCAUCAGGAGCAUGGGCCUGUUUUGAUGAAUUUAACCGGAUUGAACUAGACGUGUUGUCAGUAAUUGCCCAACAGAUUCUGUGCAUCAUGCAAGCAGUUCAAGCAGGUGUUAAGAAAUUCCUGUUUGAAGGUACUCAGCUCAAUCUUAAUCCUGCUUGCUACAUAUGUAUCACCAUGAACCCAGGAUAUGCUGGGUGCUCAGAGCUACCUGACAACCUGAAAGUCCUUUUCCGCACUGUUGCUAUGAUGGUACCAGACUUUGCUCUCAUUGCGGAGGUUUCGUUGUAUUCAUAUGGUUUUAUGGAGGCUAGAAGCUUAUCUGUGAAAAUUGUAACUGUGUAUCGCCUCUGCUCAGAACAGCUGUCAUCUCAAGACCACUACGAUUAUGGAAUGAGAGCAGUAAAGACUGUGUUAACAACUGCUAGGAACUUGAAGUUGAAGUUCCCAGAUGAGAAAGAAGAAAUGUUGGUCCUUAGGUCAAUUAUUGAUGUUAAUCAUCCCAAGUUUCUUCCUUGUGAUGUUCCUCUGUUUGAGGGAAUCGUAUCUGACUUGUUUCCUGGUGUUGUCCUCCCUCAGCACAGUCAUAAUAUAUUUCUUAAUGCUGCGAGAGAGGUUUGCAAGUCAAAGGUUUUACAACCUGUUGAUGCAUUUCUGCAGAAAGUUGUCCAAACCUACGAGAUGAUGACCAUACGUCAUGGAUUUAUGUUGGUAGGGGAACCAUUUGGAGGAAAGACCUGUGCACUGAAGGUUUUGGCGGACACCUUGCGUGUCAUGGAAGAGCAAGGACAUAAUGAAAACAAAGUUAAGAUCAGAUUCAUUAACCCCAGAGCUGUUACAGUCAGCCAGUUAUAUGGGUGGUUCGACCCAUUAUCAAAUGAAUGGACUGAUGGAAUUGUUGCUACAACAUUCAGGAAAUAUUCAACUGAUGAAUCUCCUGACAGAAAGUGGUUGAUCUUUGAUGGGCCUGUGGAUCCGGUUUGGGUAGAAAACAUGAACACAGUCUUGGAUGACAACAAGAAGCUUUGCCUUAAUUGUGGAGAAGUUAUUGUACAAACUGUGCAAAUGUCAAUGAUAUUCGAAGUAAUGGAUCUGUCUCAUGCGUCACCAGCAACCGUUUCGCGUUGUGGUAUGAUCUACAUGGAGCCAUCAGCUUUAGGCUGGAAGCCGUUGGCUCUCUCCUGGAUUCAGCAAGGAAAUCUUGAAUGGGUAAAAGGAAAUGAACAAUUUAUGGAAGCCUUCCUUGACUGGCUUGUUCCACCUUGUCUGCUGUUUGUAAAGAAACAUGGAGUCCAAUUGAUUACUGGUGGAGUUACAAAUCUAGUGGUGUCUACUAUGAUAUUAGUGAAAAUGUUGCUGGAAGAAGCCGUACGUGCAAAUGAAGAUAAAAAAUAUCUUCGCAUCUGGAUUCAAGCAGCGUUUGUAUUUGCUGGUGUAUGGGGCAUUGGAGGGAACCUGGAUACUGACAGUCAGAUUCAGUAUGAUGAAUUCUAUAAGACUUUAUGGAAAGGUCUUAAUCCAGACUACCCUAUUCCAGAAAGUCUUGAGAAGGUGGAUAUUUCAAUACCUGGGGAGGGCACCCUUUAUGAUUACACGUAUAAUUUUAAACAGAAAGGAAGCUGGAAGUAUUGGCCAGAAAUACUGAAGACUGUGACUGCUGUGGAGAAAAUUAACAUCUAUCAGAUGCUAAUUCCAACUGUUGAAUCAAUGAGAUAUCAGUAUCUGAUGGAACUGCACAUUCGUCAUAAUCAUUCUAUGCUGAUGGUUGGUAACACAGGGACAGGGAAGAGUUUCUGUGUGCAGAACAUGUUGAUGCAUCAGUUACCAGAGCAAAAAUACAUUCCAGCACUUAUCACAUUUACUGCACACACUACGGCAAAUCAAACACAGGAGCUUGUCCUCUCGAAGUUACAUAAACGCAGGAAAGGUUUGUAUGGACCCCCAGUGAACACUAAAUGUGUUAUAUUUGUGGACGACCUGAACAUGCCGGUAAAGGAUAAAUAUGGAGCACAGCCGGCGGUUGAGCUGCUUAGACAGUUCUUUGAUCAUGGCCACUGGUAUGACUUAAAAGAUGCAAGUAAGGUGCACCUGUAUGAUCUAAUGGUGCUGGCUGCAAUGGGACUUCCCGGCGGCAGUCGGCAAGAUGUUUGCCAGCGUUUCUUGCGUCACUUCAGUAUUUACGCCAUCAACGAAUUCACAGCAGAGAGCAUGACUAAAAUAUUUACGAAUGUUCUCAGCACUGGUCUCAGAAGAAAUGGAUUUACAACAGAUGUUGCAUCUUCCGUAUCAUGCAUGGUAAAUGCCACACUGGAUAUGUACAAAGCGGCAAUUCAUAGUCUGCUCCCGACUCCAGCAAAGUCCCACUAUCUCUUCAACUUGAGAGACUUUUCCAGAGUGAUACAAGGAUGUGCUCUUCUUAGGAAGGAAAGUGCUGACAGCAAGAAAGUGUUUGUCAAACUCUGGGUCCAUGAGGUGUUACGAGUGUUCUAUGACCGCCUAACAGAUGAGAGAGAUAGGCAAUGGUUUUAUAGAAAACUGUGUGACUGUGUUCAAGAAAACUUCAAGGAUAACUUUGAUAUAUUAUUAGAGACACUUCCCAUGGAGAGUGGUGUGGUAACUGAGGAGUCACUCAGAUUUUUAAUGUUUGGAAACUUCAUGAAUAUGGAUUCUACAGAAGACAACAAGAAUAAAUAUGAAGAAAUACCAAGCCUUGAAGCUUUCGUAACUGUUGCAGAGGCAGCUAUGGUAGAAUAUAAUUCAACCCAUAAGGAAAAAAUGGAUGUUGUUCUGUUUAGAUAUGCACUGGAACACCUCUCCCGCAUUUGUCGCAUUCUCACCAUGCCGUGCGGUUCUGGCCUGCUUGUUGGAGUUGGUGGCUCAGGACGGCAGUCCCUUACGAAACUUGCUUCAGCUAUUCAAGGAAACACUUUUUUCCAGCCAGAAGUAUCCAGAAACUAUUGUGUUAAUGAGUGGAGGGAUGAUCUGAAGACAGUACUCAAGCUGGCUGGUGGCCAUGGGAAGGAAACAACUUUCUUGUUCACUGAUGGUCAGAUCGAGGAAGAAGUGUUCUUGCAAGACAUAGAUUCACUGCUGAAUUCUGGUGAAGUGCCAAAUUUAUAUGCUGUAGAGGAGCAGCAAGAGAUUUUGGAACUUGUGAGGCUAGCUGCUCAAGGAGGCGACAGAAAUUUGGACAUCAGUGCACUAGCAGUUUUCUCUUUCUUUAUCAGCCGUUGCAAACAAAAGUUGCACAUCGUGUUGUGCUUCAGUCCUAUCGGUGCAUCAUUUCGCAGUCGGUUACGGCUGUAUCCAUCGUUCAUUAACUGCUGUACCAUUGAUUGGUUUUUGACUUGGCCUGAAGAGGCUUUGGAGAUGGUUGCGCUGAGGUACAUGACUGACCUCAAUGUCAGUGAUGACGUUAAGAAAGCAGCUGUAAUAGCCUGCAGAUAUUUGCACGUCAGCAUGAGGUCCGUGUCUGAUACAUUCUUCAUGCAAGAAGGCAGAAAGACUUAUAUAACUUCAGCAGCAUACAUUGACCUGAUCCGUUCAUACACGGAAUUGACCAAUGCAAAACAAGAUGAGAUAAUGGAUGCAAAACUGAGAUAUGUUGGUGGAGUGGAUAGGUUACUCUUUGCAGCUGAACAAGUUACAGCUAUGCAGAGACAGCUCUCAGACUUGAAACCGCAGUUAGUUCUGGCAGCUAACAAGACACAGGAUAUGAUGAUAGAGAUUGAAAAGGAGACAGUCAAAGUCGCAACCGCUUCUGCUCAAGUUCGGGCAGAUGAGAAAGUUGCCAAUCUGCAGGCUGCCGCAGCUCAGGAAUUGAAGAAUGAAUGUGAAGCUGACUUAGCUCAAACAGUACCUAUUUUGGAAGAUACGGUCGCUGCGCUGAACACAUUGAAACCCACGGAUAUUACAUUGGUGAAAUCCAUGAAAAAUCCACCAGAUGCAAUCAAGUUGGUGAUGGCUGCAGUUUGUGUAAUGAAAGGCGUGAAACCAGACAGAAUUAAUGAUCCUGUUACAGGUAGAAUGGUAAAUGAUUAUUGGGGGCCCAGCAAAAGGGUGCUAGGAGAUAUGUACUUUCUACAGUCUUUUAGCGAUUUUGAUAAGGAUAAUAUUCCUCAUGCCAUAAUGAAGAAAAUCAGAACUGAGUAUCUUCCAAAUAAGGACUUCAAACCCAGUGUUGUGUCCAAGGCUUCUAGUGCUGCUGAAGGCCUGUGUAAGUGGGUGAUUGCCAUGGACAUGUACGACAGAGUAGCAAAGGAAGCAGCCCCAAAAAAGGCAAAGUUUGAAGCAGCAGAGGCAGAGUACAAUGAUACCAUGGCCUUAUUGGAAGAAAAAAGAUCCCAGCUGCAGACGCUCGAGACGGAGUUAGCUGAAUUACGUCAGAAGCUGGAAGAGGCUAAUAAACAUAAGAAAGAGCUUGAAGAUGAAGUCCAUCUAUGUGAAAACAAACUGGUGAGAGCAGAGAAGUUAAUUGGUGGACUUGGGGGAGAGAAGGCUCGCUGGGCAUCGGCUGCCAAUGCUUUGCAAGAAAAUUAUGAAUCACUUGCGGGAGAUAUCCUUAUUUGUUGCGGUAUCAUUGCCUACCUGUCCCCGUUCACCACUUCAUACAGGAAUGAGUGUGUAGAAGACUGGCGGACUUAUAUAAUUGAGCUGAAUAUUCCAUGCUCAAGAGUAUUUAAUUUCCAGAGCGUUCUAGGUUCAGACAUGAAGAUUCAGAACUGGAAUAUUGCAGGACUACCAAUGGAUUCAUUUUCAAUUGAAAAUGCAAUUAUCGUUGACAUGUCCAGAAGAUAUUCGCUGCUUGUCGAUCCUGAAGGGCAAGCAAACAGAUGGAUAAAAACUAUGGAGAGGAAACAUAAUUUACAAGUUAUUAAGUUCUCUGACCAUGAUUACAUGAAGACUAUUGAAAGUGCCAUUCAGUUGGGCAAUCCUGUGCUACUAGAGAAUGUAGGUGAGCAGAUGGAAGCUGCCCUAAAGCCCCUCCUCAAGAAACAGGUGUUUUGUCAAGCUGGCGGGACCUACAUACGUCUUGGUGAAACUGUUUGGGAAUACAGUGAUCAUUUUCGAUUCUAUCUCACUUCGAAACUGAGGAAACCUCAUUUUCUACCAGAAGUGUACAGCGUUGUCACCAUAGUAAAUUUUGCGCUAGCUUUGGAAGGACUAGAGGAUCAGCUGCUUGGAAUUGUAGUAGCGAAGGAAAGACCUGACCUUGAAGAUAAACGAAAAAACCUUAUUGUUCAAAGUGCUGCUAACAAGAAAGCACUGAAGGAAAUUGAAGAUAACAUCUUGAUAACUUUGUCUCAGACAAAGGGAAAUAUCUUGGAGGAUGAAUCUGCCAUUGAAGUUUUGGAUUCAUCGAAGCUCCUGGCUCUCGAUAUCACAAGGAAGGAUUCAGCAGCUAAGGAAAUUGCACUGAAUAUUGAAACUUUCCGUCACAGCUACAAGCCAAUUGCCUGCUACUCCUCUAUUCUAUAUUAUUGCAUCACCGACCUCCCAAAUCUCAAUCCCAUGUAUCAAUACUCAUUAGACUGGUUUAUCAAUUUGUACAUUACUUCAGUCGAAGGAAGUAACAAAUCAAGGCAGGUGGAGAGACGCUUGGAGUUCCUACGUGAUGCUUUCACAUAUAAUCUGUACUGUAAUUUGUGCUGCUCCUUGUUUGAUAAAGACAAGAUGCUGUUCUCAUUCAUCUUGUGUUCAAACAUCAUGAUAUCUACAGGAAAACUUGAUAAAAGCGAAUUAAAGUUCUUCCUCACUGAAGGAGUUGGUUUAGAGAAUGAAAUUCCGAACCCAGAUCCCAGUUGGUUGACUGGAAAGAUUUGGGAUGAAAUCUGUCACCUGGAUGAUCUUCCUGCAUUUUCAGGUUUUCGUGAGAGUUUCAGUAGUGCAGUAAAGGCAUGGCAACAGUAUUAUGAUUACCCAGACAUAGAUAAGGCUGAAUUACCAGAUCCAUGGAAUAAAUGUCUGUCUGGUUUUCAGAAAUUAAUAAUUGUUAGACUUUUCCAUCCAGAUAAGUUAAUCAUAUGCAUUAAGAAGUUCAUUGAGGUAGAACUUGGUACAAAGUAUGUGAUUCCACCAACUUUUGAUAUUACAAAAGCAUAUGAUGAUUCCAAUUGCCUCUGCCCCCUGAUAUUCAUAAUGUCAACUGGAGCAGAUCCCAUGGCUGCCUUGAUGUCAUUUGCUAACAAAAUGGGAUAUUCUGAAAGUUUCCAGUCCAUAUCCCUUGGACAGGGACAGGGACCAGUUGCACAAGCAAUGAUUGAAAGGGCCCAGAGAGAAGGGCAGUGGGUGUGUCUACAAAACUGCCAUCUUGCUGCAUCCUGGAUGCCUACACUGGAAAAGAUUUGGGAAAAGAUGGACACAGGAAAUACGAACAUAAGCUUCAGGCUGUGGCUUACAAGUUGUCCGUCUGACAAGUUCCCAAGUUCAGUUCUGCAGUCUGGAAUCAAGAUGACAAAUGAGUGCUCUGCAGGUCUGAAGCAGAAUCUCCUACACUCAUAUCUCUCAGAUCCUAUCACAGACCCUCAGUUCUUUUAUGGCUGUGAGGGCAAGGAGAGGACAUUUACCAGACUGCUUUAUGCCCUCUGCUUCUUCCAUGCAGUGGUUCAAGAAAGAAGGAACUUUGGUUCCAUUGGUUGGAACACACCAUAUGAUUUUAACGAAUCAGACAUUAACAUAUCCAUCAAGCACUUACAGAUGUUCAUUCAUGAGAAACAAGAUAUUCUGUUUGAAGCCAUCACAUACCUCACGGGGGAGUGUAACUAUGGCGGUCGCGUGGCUGAUCAUUGGGACCAAAGAACUCUCAGUACUGUACUUGCUGAUUUUGUCAGUAGUCAGUUGAUUACUGAUGAUAAUUAUGUCUUCUCCACUGAAGGAGAAACAUACGGUCUCCCAGAUCGCUACGAGUACAGACAUUACAUCCAACAUAUAAAGGAACUGCCCACAGAUCCCCCACCGGAAGUGUGCGGCUUGCACGUGAAUGCAAGGAUUAACAGGGAUCUGCAAUAUAAAAAUCAGUUUCUCAAUUCUGUUUCUCUGGUGUAUGGAGUUGUCGCUCCAAAAGGAGGAAAAUCAGAAACAUUUCUACAUGAAAUUACAAAAGAUAUUUUACACAGACUUCCAGCUCCUUUUGAUUUGGAAGUGGUAAUGGAGAAGUUUCCAGUAUCAUACACAGAAUCCAUGAACACUGUACUAAUUCAGGAAAUGGGGCGUUUCAACAAAUUGUUAGCCACAAUGUACAGUGACUUAGAGGCACUUAUGAAAGCUAUAAAAGGUUUUGCAGUAAUGUCACCUGCCCUUGAAGCAAUUUCCAGUUCUCUGAUGAUCGGUAAAGUGCCAGAAUCAUGGACAAAGGUUUCGUACCCAAGCCUGAAGCCACUGGCUAGUUAUGUGGCUGACUUCUUGGAGAGAAUUAAGUUUCUGGAGGCAUGGGCCAUUCGUGGGAAGCCACAUUGCUUCUGGCUGUCAGGAUUCUUCUUCACUCAAGCGUUUCUCGCUGGAGCAAUGCAGAACUAUGCUAGAAAGCACUCAGUAUCUAUAUAUCAUCUUCAGUUUGAUUUUGAAAUCCUGUCUGUUGAAUCAGUAUCGAGUUCACCUAAUGAUGGCGUGUAUGUAAAUGGCUUAUUUCUUGAAGGUGCUCGAUGGGACAGAAGAGCUUCACAUUUGUGUGAAUCUCACCCCAGAGUUGUUUGGGAUGAGAUGCCAGUCAUCUGGUUGAAGCCCACAGACAAGUCUGUGCUGAGAGUUGGAAAACGCUAUGUCUGCCCAUUGUAUACGACAUCAGAACGUCAUGGAAUUCUGACCACCACUGGCCAUUCCACUAAUUUUGUUUUGGCCAUACUCUUGAACACUGAGGAAUCUCCAUCCCACUGGAUCAAACGUGGAGUUGCGCUACUAUGCCAGCUUAAUGAGUGACUGUAUUCUUCUUCCUUGGCUCUACAACACAGUGUGGGUCUUUGCCGCCUCCAUUCGGAGGUUUCUUGGUCUAAGUGUUCAUUUAUCAGUAGUGAGUGACGAGCCCACUGCCUCUGCAAAAUUUGUACUCAAUCCUGAUUUCUCCCCUAGAGCCACCUAGUAGAGAAUCAGAAGAGACAUGGCCGCUGAAUUUUGCUUAUGAAACAUCUCGUUCAUGCUCGUAAGGAGUGACUGUAUUGCUUCUGUUAAAAUAAAUGAAAUUUUUGUCAG
Messenger RNA from Zootermopsis nevadensis, 12759 nucleotides. Lineage: Eukaryota; Metazoa; Arthropoda; Insecta; Blattodea; Termopsidae. The record is from RefSeq and is a predicted model, not a curated record.